AUAUGGUAGUGUGACAGCUACAUAACGAUACACACGUCACACCAAGUUCGACUGAUAAAACGUUUUGUUUUCCUUACAGAAGAUGCUCACGCUGAAGCCUGUACUGUUGGUGAUGCUGAUCCCAGCAUUGGUGCUGGCCCAGGACGAGGCUAGCAAAGGCAAUGAGAUUUUCAAUGAACUGGACACAGACGCCAGUGGUGACCUCAGCGUUCUGGAGUUACAGGCUGCGUUUGACAAAUAUGACUUUGAUGUAAAUGGCAAUGUUACCUGGGAAGAGUACUUGAACUACAUCGUGAGUCAGGACCCGAAACUUGAGUACAGCCUCAGGUAUUUGUUCGACGUCUACGAUUUCAACGGUGACUGGAUUCUGAAUCUGGAUGACUAUAAGCAUUUGCACGCCGCCAUUGACGUAAACCGAGAUGGGCAGGACAACAGACAAGAAUUUAUCACAUGGAGUAAAGACCUUUUCACAGCUGCCGACGCCCUGCCCAAGAGUGUUUAGUGUAAAAAAU
This is a messenger RNA of Physella acuta, 512 nucleotides long. Its product is annotated as calmodulin-like. The record is from RefSeq and is a predicted model, not a curated record. Gene Ontology annotation, molecular function: calcium ion binding. NCBI's taxonomy places the organism in Eukaryota, Metazoa, Mollusca, Gastropoda, Physidae.